CGUGUUAUGGAAAGUCAAUCACUAUGUUAUGGAAAGUCAAUCACUAUAUUAUUUUUCUGUAUAUUUUGUAUUCUGUAUUCCUAUUUAGGAUUUCUUAUUUAGGAUUUCUUCCUAAUUAGUAGAACACAAUUAUAGGAAUCAAUUGUAUAUAUAUACCCAUGUACAGAUUAAUUGAAAUCAAUAAGAAUCAUCUCUUUCUACAUGGUAUCAGAGCAGGUCAUCAAUCUAGGGUGACUAUUUGUUCUCACUACCCAGCUCAGGAGAGACCUUGGUCGCCGACCGGCCGUUUCAACCCCGAUCAACAUUGCCGGCGUCGUCUCAACCCCCUCAUUCCACCACCGUGUGCUGUUGCCUGAUCCAGUAUAACCAUUAAAGGACUUCUGAGGUUUGGCUCUCAGAUCCUAUUUCGGUAUUUGCUUGAUUUGUGAUUUUGGGUUAUUUUGCUGCUAUAAGCACUUUGGAUUAGCGUUUCGGUUAGUUUUCUUUGUCUCAACAAAUGGCAGACAAUAAGAAUAUUAUUUCUGAUGUGAUUCCGGUGAUGACUAAGAUCACGGAACACAAACUUAAUGGUUCGAAUUACCUGGAGUGGAGUAAGACUGUUAGGGUCUAUUUGCGUAGCAUUGAUAAGGAUGAUCACCUUACUAAAGAUCCACCCACUGAUGAUACACGACAAACUUGGCUAAGGGAGGAUGCUCGAUUGUUUUUGCAGCUUCGGAACUCGAUUCAUAGUGAGGCCUUCCUUCAGAGUAUGAGACUGCUAAAUCUCAGAUUCUCUCCAGUACUGAGAUUUCCUCUUUGCAUGAAACGUUCACACGGGUCCUUCGUACAGAGAGUACUCAAUCUUCACAACCUGUAAGUAGUGCUCUUAUUAGCCGUAAUCCAAAUGGACAACAGGGUAAUAGAAGAGGAAGUAGAGGAGGAAUUACAGGCAACAGAAGUAAUCAGCGUAAUGGAGAGGCUAGUUCUAAUCAGGACUCAAGAGGAGUCAUUUGUUAUUAUUGCCAUGAGCCUGGCCAUACAAAAUAUAAUUGUCCGCAACUUCAGAGAAAAAAUCAGCGAUCACAGAUGGCAAAUAUGGCAGCAGAGAAUUCUACAGUAUCUUCCUCUGAGAAAACUAUUUUGGUAUCUGCAGAGGAUUUUGCACAAU
Messenger RNA from Hevea brasiliensis (rubber tree), 1147 nucleotides. RefSeq lists its product as uncharacterized. The transcript is spliced from 2 exons. Lineage: Eukaryota; Viridiplantae; Streptophyta; Magnoliopsida; Malpighiales; Euphorbiaceae. The record is from RefSeq and is a predicted model, not a curated record. Bases 497 to 856 code for a protein of 119 amino acids.